AUGUGUUUACAUUGUCAUGCUCAGUGUGACGAGACAAACAGUUUCUGCAGCAUGGAUCGGUUAAGUGAAUUUCCAGAUGAAAUUAUUAUCUACAUUCUGUCAUUUUUGAAGUUGAAAGAAGCAGCAAGGACUAGUGUCCUCUCUAGAAGGUACCGGGGACAUCUGUGGAAAUUUGCGUCCAGUAGCUUGGACUUUGAUGAUUCAUUGUUACAAUAUCUCAGGAAGAAGAGCUUUUUUAAAACUUUACCUGGAAUUGACAGGGAUAGGUAUGUCGGUUGGGUAAAUCACGUAUUGCAAUUGCACCAGGCUCAUACCAUAGAUGGGUUUAAAGUUUGUUUUCCUCUGGAUGAGGAGUAUAACAAAUUGGAUAUUGACAAUUGGAUACUUUUUUCAUUGAGAAAGAAUGUGAAAAGGCUUUCAUUGGAUUUCAACCCUAUUUUUCAGAAGGUGUAUAGGGGAUAUUACACUCUUCCUACUUAG
Messenger RNA from Quercus lobata, 480 nucleotides. RefSeq names its product F-box/LRR-repeat protein At3g58900-like. Bases 1 to 480 code for a protein of 159 amino acids. Gene Ontology annotation, molecular function: protein binding. The transcript has a single exon. Lineage: Eukaryota; Viridiplantae; Streptophyta; Magnoliopsida; Fagales; Fagaceae. The record is from RefSeq and is a predicted model, not a curated record.